AUGGAGUUUUCAGCCUGGUCUGCUCCAGUUGAUGAUAAUAAAAGUAGCUUAGUUGAAAUGGCAAGUCUUAAAAAUAAAGGCACCAGACCACAGACUCUCCAAACUGGCCCUGUUACUAUGGGGGCUUAUACGACACUUCCAGCUGCUGUAGUUACUAUUGCAAUGUUACAAUUAUUGCGCGUAUAG
Dentiscutata erythropus is the source of this 186-nucleotide messenger RNA. Lineage: Eukaryota; Fungi; Glomeromycota; Glomeromycetes; Diversisporales; Gigasporaceae. The record is from the annotation of a GenBank genome assembly.